AUGCAGCUCCCAGGGGACGGGGUGGGACUACAAGAGGCUGCGCCGACCUAUGACAUCUGCGGGGGCAGGAAGCGAACCUCCCCUCCCCCUAAAAGGAGCUCUGCUCCCAGCAGGCACCCCCGCCUGCCCGUCGCCGCCCAGCCAGCGCCCCCCGGCCUGGGCAAAACGUGGAGGGGCGCCCACACAAAACGGGGAGCGGCCGGAGAAGGGGCUCGAGGCGGCACAGCUCCAGCAGGCCUUGCUUCCCUGCUUGGUGCCGCUCGCCUGCGACCACCCUCUAAUCCCGCGGCCCCGCGACCAGCCCCCCAGAUACCCGCACGCCCCUCGAGCCGGGGCCUGGAAUGUGGUGCAGGCUCGGGAAGAAAGGGAGGGCCGGGACCUGCCGCACGCUGCUGGGGCGGCGCGGGCUCCCGGGAACCGCGGCAGCAGGACCGGGAAUCAAACUCGCGACAGCCCGGCCCUCCCGGCGGCGCCUUGGCGCUCGGUCCCGAGAAGAGAGGAGGCACGCUGAAUGGGGGUCCGGAAGCCAGCCCAGUUGCGGGGGGAGUGCGGGCAGCUCUCAAUGGCAGGCACCAGUUACCUCUUCCCUACACCUCCUCUCACCACCACCCCCCCAUUCCCAUUGCAGCCCACAAACCCCUCUUCUGGGAUGAACAGAGUGGAGAGGGUACCGACUUCUGA
Trichechus manatus latirostris (Florida manatee) is the source of this 681-nucleotide messenger RNA. Its product is annotated as collagen alpha-1(I) chain-like. The record is from RefSeq and is a predicted model, not a curated record. The transcript is spliced from 3 exons. Lineage: Eukaryota; Metazoa; Chordata; Mammalia; Sirenia; Trichechidae. Bases 1 to 681 code for a protein of 226 amino acids.